AUGGCAGAAGAGUCGUCGCGUGGCAGCCUGAAGCGCUCCUUUGUCGACGACGAUGAAACAAGCAAACCGCCGCCGGAGAAAAGGGUGAGGUUUCCAAAAGGUAAGAAAAUAAAAGGGGGAGAUUUUGUGAGAGAUGAAGGUGGUGAAGAUAUCCCUAAAUUUAAGGAUCCUAAAUCGGCAGCCAGUGAUCGGGCUGUUCGCCGCAGUAAGAAUACAACAGAACUUUUUAUUGAUGAAAACAAUGAUUUUGUACCUGACAUAAAAAGAGCAGAAGUCCAGUACAAGAACAAUGAACCUUUCGUUGAAGAAGGUGUUGCACUGGAACCAUUUAACCUGGACAAGGAGAGAGAAGAAGGCUACUUUGAUGAAAACGGGAAUUAUGUCGAAUACAUAAGCCAGAAUGACAUCAAGGACGCGUGGCUUGAUAGUGUUGAUGUUUAUGAAAAGUUUGAUGGAAAGAGCUCAAUUUCCACGAGUAAUGAUGAGCCACGCGAUCUUGUUACCGACGAGCUUGCAGAAAUCAACAGGCGGAUUGCUAAUGUUCUUGAGCCUGGGGAGACGGUUUUGCGAGCUUUGAGGAGGUUAAAGGGUUCUACUGAUAAGAAGCAAAAAAUGUCUGCUCAAACUAAACAGCAAUUUGAUCAGCUAACUGAAGAUGCCAUGAAAUUGAUGGAGAAUGGAGAUUACAAUGUGUACGAGGAAAAACGAGAACAUUUUGAGCGAGAAGCAGAGGGUUAUGAGAAAUUAGUGAAAGUGAGGAAGCAAGGUGUCUCAGGAAGUUCAGGUCAGGAGGAAUCAGAUGAUAUUUUUGACAUGUUUGGGGAUAAUGAUGGUAGCGCCCCUGAGAAUCCUGCCACUAAUGGGAGUGGAUCAGCCUCUGUUCUGCAACCUGAGAGUGGAGAACCACAAAAUGAUUAUGUGUACGAUGAGUCUUCCGGAUAUUACUACAGCAGCAGUUUGGGUUAUUACUAUGAUCCUUCUUCUGGGUUGUACUGUUACGCAGCUUCUGGGAAAUGGUAUGCUUAUAAUGAAGAAUCAGGGACAUAUGACGAGGUCCAACAAGACACCAAUGUAGCCGAGACAGAUUAG
Striga hermonthica is the source of this 1089-nucleotide messenger RNA. NCBI's taxonomy places the organism in Eukaryota, Viridiplantae, Streptophyta, Magnoliopsida, Lamiales, Orobanchaceae. The record is from the annotation of a GenBank genome assembly.